Messenger RNA from Didymella exigua CBS 183.55, 377 nucleotides. RefSeq lists its product as uncharacterized. The record is from RefSeq and is a predicted model, not a curated record. NCBI's taxonomy places the organism in Eukaryota, Fungi, Ascomycota, Dothideomycetes, Pleosporales, Didymellaceae. The transcript has a single exon. Bases 93 to 299 code for a protein of 68 amino acids.
GCUUCUGUGAGCUUUAGUGAUCAGCUCUCAAGUCAUUGCUCGUAUAGCUUCACGGCUUGAGAUCUCGAUGCAGGUGCUUUGUGACAGUCAAGAUGAACAGCAGCUCUCGGAAGGCCAUGGGCCGCCAAUUUCCUAAUUCGGGACGAACUCGUUGCGGGCAGAGGCUCGAAUCUGGAGGACUCUCGGCUGUGCUGGAAAGAGGUCAGAGUAUCAGGGAUAUGCAUAAACCAAGCAAGUUUCUCACCGAUACCUCUGCUCACCAGAAACACAUUGAAAGAUUGUGCAUUGGUUGCGGGUGACUCAUCGCUCGCUUUGCGCGGAUGGGGCCAAAGAAGAAUUACAAUCAGCCAAUGGCGUCAUCCAGCGAUAACGAUAAG